AUGCCGUCCGCGAAGGAAGUAUCGGAGGCGCGCGCCUACGCGCAGGCGCAGGAGGAGGCCGCCGAGAAGCGGAAGCUACAGAACAUCAGCGAGGCAGAGCUGAAUGAGCUGGACACCCUCACGAACGACCAGCUGCGCACACGUGCCCGCAACCUGCACCAGGAGACACAGACGCUCCGCAGCUUCGAGAACCGAUCCAAGCAGGAGUUGAUCACCCUCAAGCGGGACGUGGAGAUGGGGAAGAAGCGUAUCAAGGAGAACAACCGCCUGCCUUACCUCGUCGCGAGCAUCGCCGAGGUGCUCGACUUAAGCGACGACGAGGACGAGGCCGAGGAGCUGGCGGUCGGCCGCAAGAAACCUGAGCGGAAGCAGAAGAGUGCUGUGGUGAAGACGACGAAUCGCUACACUGUGUUUUUGCCCGUGGCCGGCCUCGUCGACGCGGAGAGGCUGUCGCCGGAGGAUCUUGUAGGAGUGAACAAGGACACGUUUCUAGUGCUCGACAAGCUGCCGCCAGACUAUGACAGCCGUGUCAAGGCUAUGGAGAUCGAUGAAAAGCCCAAGGAGAAAUACACAGAUGUUGGUGGGCUGGACAAGCAAAUCAACGAGCUAAUUGAAGCUGUGGUGAUGCCCAUUACACACAAGGAACAGUUCGAGAAGAUCGGCAUCCAGCCUCCAAAGGGUGUACUGCUGUACGGGUCGCCCGGCACAGGCAAGACGAUGCUGGCGCGUGCCUGUGCGGCGGCGACAGAUGCGUGCAUCCUGCGCCUUGCCGGGCCACAGCUCGUGCAGAUGUUCAUCGGCGACGGUGCCCGCAUUGUGCGCGAUGCGUUUGCCCUGGCGAAGAAGAAGGCGCCGUCCAUUAUCUUCAUCGAUGAACUCGAUGCCGUCGGCUCGAAGCGAUCGGACGAGGGCAAGCACGGCAGCCGUGAGGUACAGCGUACCAUGCUGGAAUUGCUCUCCCAGUUGGAUGGCUUCGGCAGCAGCGACGAUGUGAAGGUGAUUGCCGCUACUAAUCGUAUUGAUGUACUUGACCCAGCGCUGCUGCGCAGUGGGCGUCUGGACCGAAAGGUGGAGUUUCCGAUGCCGGACGAGGAAGCACGCGCCAGCAUUUUGGAGAUUCAUUCGCGCCGCAUGAAUCUCGACAAGGACGUGAAUUUCAAGGAGCUUGCCCGAUGUACUGAUGACAUGAAUGGUGCGCAGCUCAAGGCUGUGUGCGUCGAGGCAGGCAUGCUGGCUCUGCGCCAUGAUCGCACCUAUGUGGCCCACGAGGACUUUGUUGAGGGUGUGGCCGCAGUGCAGGCGCGCAAGAAGACAAACCUCAACUACUACGCCUAA
Leishmania braziliensis MHOM/BR/75/M2904 is the source of this 1335-nucleotide messenger RNA. Its product is annotated as putative proteasome regulatory ATPase subunit 5. NCBI's taxonomy places the organism in Eukaryota, Euglenozoa, Kinetoplastea, Trypanosomatida, Trypanosomatidae. Gene Ontology annotation, biological process: proteasome-mediated ubiquitin-dependent protein catabolic process. The record is from RefSeq and is a predicted model, not a curated record. The transcript has a single exon. Gene Ontology annotation, molecular function: proteasome-activating activity; ATP hydrolysis activity; ATP binding. Bases 1 to 1335 code for a protein of 444 amino acids. Gene Ontology annotation, cellular component: proteasome regulatory particle, base subcomplex.